Messenger RNA from Chondrus crispus (carragheen), 1341 nucleotides. RefSeq lists its product as hypothetical. The record is from RefSeq and is a predicted model, not a curated record. Gene Ontology annotation, biological process: DNA-templated transcription. Gene Ontology annotation, cellular component: RNA polymerase III complex; RNA polymerase I complex. NCBI's taxonomy places the organism in Eukaryota, Rhodophyta, Florideophyceae, Gigartinales, Gigartinaceae. The transcript is spliced from 2 exons. Gene Ontology annotation, molecular function: protein dimerization activity; DNA binding. Bases 1 to 1125 code for a protein of 374 amino acids.
AUGCCAGCAACGAUAGGGCAGUUGCCUUCACAUCUUGAGAAGGCGCGUUCCAGAGUUGGCGUCGGAUUCAAGAAGAUUAGCAACCCAGUCGGAACAUAUGGCGCGCGGACAUAUCAAAGCCUAGGCUACGACAAUAGUUUGCGCCUAAACGACUUUAAGGAAAAUUGCACUCUUGAAAUACUCUUCUGCGAUGACGAAGAGGUGCUGUUUGAUUUGGUCGGGACCGAUGCUCCAAUUGCUAAUGCUCUGCGACGCAUCCUGCUCAGCGAAGUACCAACGCUCGCCAUUGAAAACGUCUUCGUGCACAGGAAUACAUCCAUUAUGCACGACGAACAACUGGCGCAUCGCCUUGGACUCGUGCCGCUGAAGAUCGACCCGCGGCCUUUUGAGUAUUGGGAAAAGGGUCUACCGGUGACAGUGGCGAAUACUGUGAAGUUAAGCUUGCGGACAAAGUGUGAGUUUAACCCGUCUGCGCCGAGAGAUGGUGAGGCCCCCCCUAGCGUCUUGUACAAAAAUUCCAGCGUGUUAAGCGGUUCAAUUGAACAUGUCCCGUUCGGAGGUCAUGAACAAAGUAAGUUCAUCGGCAAUGAAGUACCAAGGCCUGUUCACGAGGAUAUUCUGCUAUGUAAAUUACGGCCUGGACAGGAAAUCCAUGUUGAAAUGGAUGCCACGAAAAACAUCGGCAGGGAACACGCGAAGUGGUCCCCUGUUGCGACAGCUGGUUACAGGAUGCUUCCGGAAGUGAAUUUGAAAACUCGCGUUGUUGGUGCAACUGCGAAAAGACUUGUGAACCUAUGUCCGGCGAAGGUGUUUGAUAUUGAAGACGACGUUGCGGUUGUGGCACGACCACGGGAUUGUACUGUCUGCCGCGAGUGCAUUAGAGAACCCGAAUGGGAGGAAAGAGUUGAACUCACACGAAAGCGUGACCAUUUUAUCUUUUCUGUGGAAAGCACUGGGGCCAUGCCUGCACCUACUCUUGUUACAGAAGCACUGUCUGUACUUACCGGCAAGUGUGAUUUGGUGCUUGCAGCACUGGACGCAGCCCUUAAACAACGGACGACUCACGAUAACGGUGUCGAUGAGGAAAAUCCGGACGUAGAAAUGGACGAAAGUGAGGGAUCCUGAUGACAUUACCUUGGUAUGCCCUGAGGGCGUAUCUAGUUUGUACUUCGACUUGAUUAUAGGUGCUGCGAGCCACUCUUCGCUCAAAGCGAGUGUUGUCCGCUGGAUAGGUGUACGUCCAUGUAAAGUUAUGUGUUUCGCCUUUCCGUGGAUGAUUUCCGUGGCGACAAGAUUAACUUCCUGUCAACCUUAUGGCGACAGCUUCUGCUUCCUGAUUAA